UUGUUCUACGAGGGAAAUGUUGACAUCUACAGCAUCGAUGACCCUCUCAAGAAAAACGCUACGAUUGGCUUCAUCAAUAAUUUUGGCCAGAUUCCAAAGCAGCUGUUUAAGAAACCUCAUCCUCAGAAGAGACUAAACAUUCGAAACCUUGACCCAAUUCCAAUGUCUGCAACAUCAAGUGGAGCUGCCGAUAAACUCUUCUUCCAUAAUGUAGACAAUCUCAAACCGACAAUGCAGCCUUUCAAAGAAUUAAAGAGUAUGGUCGGGCAGAUCAUCCACAAUGACAAAUAUGUUUUGGCUGUGGAACAGAACAAAGUGCUUAUUCCUCCAAACUACAAUAAAUACCUUGCUUGGGGAUUCUCUGAUUUGACCAUCAGAAUGGGUAACUAUGAAUCGGACAAAGCCACCAAUGUAUUUGAAUGCUUAGGAAAUGGAGAAAUAUUGUGUGCUGCUUGUCCGAAUUCCAAAAUCUUUGUUACUGGCGGCACGAGUACGGUGGUCAGUGUGUGGGAAUACAAAGCCAAAGAAAAACGAGUGGUCUUGAAGUGUCCACUUUAUGGCCAUAAUGAAGCAGUCACUUGUUUGGCUGCCUCUCCUGCAUACAAUGUCAUAGUCAGUGGUUCCCGAGACCGGUCCUGCAUUAUCUGGGAUCUGAACCGUCUGGUGCUAGUGCGACAGUUGAGGGGUCAUGCUGCCCCAGUAGCUGCCGUGUGUAUCAAUGGGUUAACGGGUGAUAUUGCCACCUGUGCUGGGACCUAUUUAUAUGUGUGGACAAUUAAUGGUGAUGAAAUUGCCAGUGUCAACACAGCCACUGCUAGAAACCAGCAAAUAUUCACAGUUGCUAUGUCACAGAUGAUGGAAUGGGAUUGUCAAAAUGUGAUUUUAACAGGCAGCAGUGAUGGUGUCGUAAGGAUGUGGAGUGUAGAAUUUGUGCAGCUCCCCGAAGAGGCUAAAUGCAAAGCUUGCACAGAAAACACCAAAGAAAAUAAAGACAAAGAUGUAACAGAUAGCCUUGCCCCGCUGUCAGCCACCACCAACACCACCAUUGCCACAUCCACCACCACUGAAACUAAAACAAGUGCCAUCCCAAGCACCGAGGACACCACUGCCUCCAACAAUAUGAAUAUCAGUUUGAGUAGCUCGGUAACAAAGCCAACUGAUAUACCCCGUCUGGGACGUCGAGAAUCAUGUGACAGCUACAGUGUUGAUGCUAAAGCUGUUGCUGACCGGCUAAAAGAGUUCAAAGACCCUGAUUACUUGGCAGCGAAAGAAAUCGAACUCGGCUCUUCAGCUGAAAGUGAGAGCUAUUUUGGUCGACGUUUAGCUGGCUGUAAAGAUGAACUGUCAGGUAUUGGACAGACCGAUAAACGCAACGAGAGCAACUUGAGUUCUACCAGCAGCGCCAGUGACAUCUACAAGACAAGUGAUACUGCCAGUGUCGAAGACGACCUUGACACUGCAGCCAGCAAUGAGUUGCUGAUUUAUGAAGAAUGUCCCCGGUUGUCUGCAGCAUCGCUUCAUGCAGGGGACAAUGGCAGUGUCAAAUCAGUCGAUGCAGCAGUUGAUGCCCUUUUGGAACUUGAGCAGGAACAGCAAGGAAUCCGGAAAACUCCAGACAGCACCGACUCAAUAAGGGACGACCUGUCCAGUAAAUCAAAUUUAUCUGACCAACAGAAUAUGGCUGCUGAUAUGGAUGAGUCUACGGAUACAAUCAAAGCAGAUGACCAGACAGACAGUCUGGACAAGGCAGAACACGAUAGUGACAAAGAUUCAGCCAAAUCGUCUUCAUCUGACUUUGUUGUAAUUUCUUCAUCGGAUGUUCCAAGUUUCAACAAACUGAACGAUAAUCAAAUUCGUAAACCUAAGCUAUCAAUGAAAAAUCAUUUACGAGAGGGCUUCCGUUGGCAGAGGCAGUUGGUGUUUCGCAGCAAAUUAACAAUGCAUACAGCAUUUGAGCGCAAAGACAACAAGGACCCUGCUGCUGUCACUGCCAUUGCAGUGGCCAAGGACCACAAAACAAUCUAUGUUGGUGAUGCACGUGGCCGUAUCUACAGCUGGACUGUAACUGACCAACCGGGACGGGUCGUAGCUGACCAUUGGAUGAAGGAUGAAGGAGUUGAUAGCUGUUUGUCUUGUCGAGUGAAAUUCUCUUUCUCAGAACGUCGUCACCAUUGCAGAAACUGUGGACAAGUCUUCUGCUCCAAGUGUAGCCGUUUUGAAACGGAGAUACGUCGUCUUCGAAUCUUAAAACCCAUUUCCUUUUCUUUCUUUCCUUUUCUUUUUUUCUUUUCCCCACUUUUUCUCUUUUCUCUUUUCAUUUUCCUUCUUUCUUUAUCUGUCUUUUCUUUUCCUUUUUUUUUUGUUUCCCAUUUUUACCUUGUCCUUUUUUCUUUACUCUUUUUCUUUUUCCCUCACUUUUCCUUUCCAUCUUCCCCUUUCCUUUUUGUCUUUUUCUUUAUUCUUUUCAUUUCUUUUUCCUAUUUUUUCCAAUCUUUCCUUUUAUUUUGUGCUUUUUCUUUUUCCGCUAUUCUUUUCAUUUUAUCCCCCACCUCUUUUCCUUUCCUUUGA
Messenger RNA from Acanthosepion pharaonis, 2568 nucleotides. The record is from the annotation of a GenBank genome assembly. Lineage: Eukaryota; Metazoa; Mollusca; Cephalopoda; Sepiida; Sepiidae.